This is a messenger RNA of Amorphotheca resinae ATCC 22711, 3375 nucleotides long. RefSeq lists its product as hypothetical. Gene Ontology annotation, cellular component: chromatin. Gene Ontology annotation, molecular function: zinc ion binding; RNA polymerase II cis-regulatory region sequence-specific DNA binding; DNA-binding transcription factor activity, RNA polymerase II-specific. Gene Ontology annotation, biological process: regulation of transcription by RNA polymerase II; DNA-templated transcription. The transcript is spliced from 2 exons. Lineage: Eukaryota; Fungi; Ascomycota; Leotiomycetes; Helotiales; Amorphothecaceae. The record is from RefSeq and is a predicted model, not a curated record. Bases 1 to 3375 code for a protein of 1124 amino acids.
AUGGACGCCUCCCAGUACCACUCGAAUCCGAUGAACACGAACAAUUCGCCCUACUCGUCCCUUCCCGGCAUCUCUCCGCAUCAGCUUCAACACAAUGCAAACCUCCCUCCCCAUACGUUACCCCCCCUCCAGCCUCAGCAUACCGCAAUCCACAUGUAUGGCAGCGCACCCCACACGCCACGGACACCCGCCACCCCCAAUACGCCUGGAUCUGCAAAUACGUUAGGAAAUUUUCCACAGAUGGGGACGCAGUCAAGGGGCUACCAGAUGAUGCCGGCAAACAAUUAUCAGCAACAGUCGCAACAGUACCGCACGUCGUCUUCAAUCUUGCCCCAGUCUUCGACUGCAAUGUCCCAUCCUCAGCCUAUUGCUCCGGCACCGGCGCAAAACCGCAUGCCGCAGGCUUUGAGGCCUAUGCCCCCGAAUGGCUUACAGCAUAUGCAAUCCGCCAUGUCCUCGCCGUAUGGUCAACCAAACAUGCUUUCUCAAUCGUCUAUGUUAGAUAACCUUGAGCCGCCGACACAUGUUGUAGGUUCCCAAGGACGUAGAGGGAUCUUGCCAAGUGCUCCAGGCAGACCAGCUGUUACAGCAACUGGUACUGGAUCUACCAAGAAUGCCAUGAUCCCUGCCAAAGAUGCUGAUGGAAAAUUUCCUUGUCCUCACUGUACGAAGACUUAUCUCCACGCCAAACACUUGAAGCGUCAUUUGCUUCGUCAUACUGGAGAUCGUCCGUACAUGUGCGUUCUUUGCCGAGAUACUUUCUCUCGCAGUGAUAUUUUGAAGCGCCAUUUCCAGAAAUGCUCCAUACGUCGGGGUAAUCCCACCGGAGCGAGUCAUCUAUCGCACGCGCAAGCGCAUCUGAAAAAGUCCCAUCCAGGACCUCACAAGAGUACGCCCUCGAUGUCAAAUGAGAACGAGAUGAUGGGUUCGAACGGCAUGAACAACUUGACUGACCCGGCAUUGCAUCCAUUUGGAGUGAUCCCUGAUGGAAGCAUGCCCGAUGCGAGUUCCAGCCUGACCGACGAGCAAGCGGAGCAGUUGUCCCGAUCGAAUAGUCUAAAGAGACUUAGUACAGGUGGAGGAAGAGAUGGUCGAAGCAUGACGGGUCCCGGCCCAGGAGGCUCGAGCAGAGCAGGCUUUGAUCAAAGCUAUGCUGGAGGAAUAGCGAGUACCAUGCCUCCCGGUAUGAAUCCUUCACUCGCAUUCAGUAUGCCCAACGGUCAGAAUGGUCACUCAUAUAGUCAGAACUAUGAUUUCGCCGGCAACGGCAACACCAUGCAGCCGCAGUCCGUCGCGGACUUGCAGAAUCUAUCGAACGGACGAAUAGCCACAGUGCCAGUCUUCACCGGCUCAACUGCUGGUGAUCCGCAAAUGUGGUCACAAAUGUUUCAGCCCACGACCCAAGAUGGAUUCAUGAGCCCGUAUAACCCAAACAUGUCAAAUUCGCAGGCGCAGAUCAAGCAGGAGACGAACCCAAAUGGUCUUUUUCCAGGAGGCUACCCUUCCAACGGCUCGAAUUCCCAGGGGUCCCUUAAGCAGGAGGCCACUGGAAACGGUCUCUUUCCUGGGGGCUACCCUUCCAACAGCUCGAACCCACAGGCACCGAUGAAGCAGGAGACUAAUACCAACACAAACGGUCUCUUCCCUGGGCAGUAUCCUUCCAAUGGCUCGAAUUCACAGGGUUCCAUCAAGCAAGAGGCCAAUACAAAUGGUCUCUUUCCUGGGGUGUACCCUUCCAACGGCCUCAAUCCAAGCUCAGACUUACCUAACUGCCACUUCCAAGACGAUCCUCUCGAACAAAUCUCCAACCGCCUGGUCUAUUUCUGCUUCCCUCCAAAUAGCCCAAUGAGUAGCCGAAGCAGCGAAAUGAGGAAAUUUCUUUCUGCAGAUAACAUAAAGGAGUUCCUCGAGCAGUUCUGCAGCUUCCAAAGCCAUUUCCCCGUCAUACACAUGCCGACUUUCCGCAUAUCAGAAGCUUAUAACGGCCUGCUUCUCGGAAUGAUCUGCAUCGGAGCCGUCUAUUCCGAACGCAUGACACCAUCACAAGUCCGUGAGAUGAUGGAGCUGGCUAAAGUUGCAAUAGGAAGGAACUCAGAGGUCUAUGCAAUUAUCCUACAAGAAAAUAAUGGAAACAGUUAUGGGAACGAGCGCAUAGGAUCAACCAAUUCGGAAAUCGAACAGAUCACUGCUAUAUUCAUGAUGCAGGUCCUUUUUACUUGGCAUGGCACACCGGUGCAGCGCGAGAAAGCUCGAAGGGAAUUUCCUUUGGUUGUUGCGUUCGCAAGAAGGGCCGGCCUUACACAGCCAAUGACUACCACUCCUCUCAGUGUUCUGCACCAGCACAAUGUGUCAGUUGAGCACUUCAACGCAGCAAGUUUUGAUUGGAGCGCAUGGGUAGAGCAAGAGAAACGUUCCCGACUGUUAUACACGAUAUUCCUGUUCGAUGUUGCAAUGACACUCUAUUUCAAUAUUGAGCCAUUGUUCAACUCUUACGAAAUUCAAAUACCACUACCUGCGGAUGACGCUGCGUGGGACUCGAGAACUUCCGCUGAGUGUGCACAAGCACUUAGUUUGCAUGGCCCGGUCGCUGCACGAGACAGAAACCCCGAAGGAACUCGUCGAUCGAAACAGCCUGAAAUGGACACCGCGCUGAAAGCACUGAUGCAUAACGUCUACGACCUCCAACCCGGCACCACCAACCUCUUUUCAAAAUUCAUCUUGGUGCAUGCUCUUCACGUACAAUUAUGGCUCGCCCAGCGGCAACUGUCCAACGAGUCCGCGCAGUUGAAUUCCCAGGCUCUUGCUUUUCCAUCUAGUGGGGCAAGUACGCCAAUGAGCCAGAACGAUUGGGUCAUUAGAAACGUUGAUCCUGCGGGUAGCAGUGUUUCAAGUAAUAAUACAAGCGGAAGGGUCACGCCUGUGGAGGCGGAUAUGCAGCACUUCCUGCAGCGCAUUAAUACUGCGUUAGACAAGUGGAAGAAAGCAUGGGAUAAGGACAUGGCGGCGCAAUUCCCGCCUCAGUCCAAAAAUCCCCGCCGGCUCGGAUUCUGUCGAGACGGAACUCCAUUUUACUACCUUGGCAAAUUUUUGAUGCAGAGUGGGUCUGAUUCGCGGGUGGCCCCAGACCAGCGCUUCACCCAAAUCAUGAAUCUGAUAAAAUCUAUCAGACAUCAUGUGGUUACGGACAGUACGAACCGAGGCGAGCAACUUGGUUCAGUGAGCGAUAUUGAUCAAGAUUACGGCGUUACGAAUUUAACAUUAGACAUGGCCCAACUUUUCAAACCGAUCAACAAGCAACUCGAUUCUUCUGUGGCUGGCGUACAUACGAACAUCGGGGGUGGCAUGAUAGAGACGAUUGGGCGGUCAACUUUAUAG